This is a messenger RNA of Dendroctonus ponderosae (mountain pine beetle), 5787 nucleotides long. Its product is annotated as high-affinity choline transporter 1. Lineage: Eukaryota; Metazoa; Arthropoda; Insecta; Coleoptera; Curculionidae. Gene Ontology annotation, cellular component: plasma membrane. Gene Ontology annotation, molecular function: choline:sodium symporter activity. The transcript is spliced from 6 exons. The coding region runs from base 264 to 2051 and encodes 595 amino acids. Gene Ontology annotation, biological process: choline transport; transmembrane transport; acetylcholine biosynthetic process. The record is from RefSeq and is a predicted model, not a curated record.
CGUCGCGAAGCAUUAAUACUGUACUGGACUUUUAGCGACUGGUGUAUGUUCGAUGUGGAUGUCACGCUCUAAGGCAGAUGUUGUCGUUAAGAUUUAGAACAAGGAAUAGUCCCUCGCAGAAAACCUCCCUUAGGUGGGGUGACUGCUGUCCUGCUGACCAACUUCUGGAUCUCCUCACGUAGGUGAUCUUCUAGGGAGGUUCCGUUAUCGCUAAUCGCAUAUAUAUUUUUGAUACACGAAGAAACACAGAAAAUCGUACCAAAAUGAUCAACAUAGCAGGAGUUGUUUCAAUCGUUCUCUUCUACGUGAUAAUUUUAGCAGUGGGUGUUUGGGCAGGCAGAAAAAAAGAAGCUGGAAAUGACUCGGAAGAAGAAGUUAUGCUUGCAGGUCGCAACAUUGGAUUGUUUGUGGGCAUUUUCACCAUGACAGCAACAUGGGUUGGAGGUGGCUACAUAAAUGGAACAGCCGAGGCUGUUUACACAUCAGGCUUGGUAUGGUGCCAAGCACCGUUUGGAUACUCCCUAAGUCUAGUUUUCGGGGGAAUAUUUUUCGCCAACAAAAUGCGACAGCAGGGAUAUAUUACGAUGCUUGAUCCUCUACAGGACACCUUUGGGGAGCGGAUGGGCGGCCUAUUGUUCUUACCGGCUUUGUGUGGAGAGGUAUUUUGGGCAGCAGGAAUUCUCGCGGCUCUAGGUGCAACUCUCUCUGUAAUCAUAGACAUGGACCAUCGUACUAGUGUGAUAUUCAGUGCUUGCAUUGCCGUACUCUACACUCUGUUCGGGGGACUUUACGCGGUCGCAUAUACGGAUGUUAUUCAGCUAUUCUGUAUAUUCAUCGGUCUAUGGAUGUGCAUUCCAUUUGCCUGGACCAAUGAGCACGUGCAGUCUCUGUCCUCCAUGGACUACGACUGGAUUGGCAAAGUGGAGUCGGAAGAUUUGUUUUCCUAUAUAGACUACGGGCUGCUUUUGGUGUUUGGAGGUAUCCCGUGGCAAGUCUACUUUCAGAGAGUACUGUCUAGCAAAUCAGCCGACCGCGCCCAGUUGCUCAGCUAUGUUGCUGCUUUUGGAUGCGUCAUCAUGGCCAUUCCUCCAGUGCUGAUUGGUGCAAUCGCCAAAGGAACUGCUUGGAAUGAAACCGGCUACAAAGGUCCAUUUCCUCUAACCACCGAAGAAACCGGCAUGAUCCUGCCAAUGGUGCUCCAAUACCUCACUCCAGACUUUGUGUCUUUCUUGGGUUUGGGGGCAGUUUCCGCUGCCGUCAUGUCAUCAGCAGAUUCCAGCGUGCUCUCUGCUAGUUCGAUGUUUGCACGAAACGUCUAUCGGCUGAUCUUCAGGCAAAAAGCUUCAGAAAUGGAAAUCGUUUGGGUCAUGAGAGUGGCAAUUUUAAUUGUUGGCUUUUUAGCCACCGUCAUGGCAUUGACCAUUCCUUCCAUAUACGGAUUAUGGUCCAUGUGCUCUGAUCUGGUCUACGUGAUUCUGUUCCCGCAGCUUUUAAUGGUGGUCCACUUCAAAGAGCAUUGCAACACAUAUGGAAGCUUGGCUGCCUACAUCAUAGCAUUUUUAGUUCGAGUUUCUGGUGGAGAGCCCUUAAUGUCCCUACCAGCUCUUAUACAUUUUCCGGGCUACGACGAAGUGAAUCAAGUGCAGAAAUUUCCCUUCCGAUCCGUUGCCAUGUUGCUUUCGCUGAUCACCCUCGUUUUCGUCUCAUGGGGUACCAAGCACGUAUUCGAAACUGGCAAACUAGCUCCGGGUUACGACUUCUUCCAUUGCGUUGUCAAUAUUCCUGAAGAUAUCCAGAGAGUUGGAGACCCAGCCGAAGAAGGUGAACAGCUGGCCGUCAUGACAUCGGGUACCAUGGGAAAAAUGUACGGCGCAGCCACUCUAGUAGGUAAGGAUGAACGAAAUGGUAGAAUUAAUCCAGCUCUUGAGGCAGAUGAUGAUAUUUCUGCUUCGGAGGUUGAUAGGUUACGUAGCUCUGUAUCUUCAGCGGGUGGUGGAAAUAAAAGUGCACCAGCCGCUAACCCUGGUGAAAGUUACCAAACUAAAUUGUAAAAGCUUGAUGUAGUGGAAUGAACGCUUUGCUUUUGAAAGAAAUGUGACUUUAGCACCUCCAAAAUGCCGUCUUUGGAUAACCGUCUGGGCCUGAUUUCAAUAGAGAAAUAUCCAUUGAAAGCAAAUAAAAUAAAUAUAUGAUUCUGCAUGCAUUGACUGAAAGUAUUUGUAAUGUGAUCGGUUUUCUUAAAAAUAUUAACUUUUUUAAAAAAUAUAAGCAACUUUUCUCAUACGCUAUGCGUGUCAAAGAAGUGCUUUUCAGUUUCCGAACAAUAUUUGAAAAAUAUGGUGCGAAGAUUGAGUAGAAUUUUCAUACAAUUAAGAACCUCGUUGAUAUUCAUAAUUUUGCUAUAACUUUAUUCCGUUAUGUUUUACACUCAAAAUUUGAAUAUUAAUUUUUUAUUAAUUAAUUAAGUGUGUGGCUCAAUUUUUUGCUUAAAAAUGGUACAUUUUACGUAGAAAAUAAUUCAGCAGCAUUUCAGUUCUCGAUUAAUCAAGGAGUCGGAAAGAAAGAAACCGUUUUUCAAAACGUGCAGGGUCUCAUUGUCUUUCGUUAAAGUAACACAUAUAGUUUCUAACUAUUAGGUAUUUAAAAUAAAAUAAAACCAUAAUCAUUUUUACCAAGAUUUUGAAAGUAUUAAUCAAACCUAAAAUGCAAAUGUACUUGAUAUUUCGGAAAUAAUGUGUUUAUUCGCAUUUUCAAUGCUCAUUUUUUCCUAUUCCAACAGUGCCACAAAAUGUAAGAUUUUUCCGUUAUUAUGCAAUGAAUUAUUUAUACAGUGAGUCCCUAAAGUAAUGUCAAAAUUUAUUUAAAAUUCAACUGGUUGUUUUAUGGAAAAAUUUACGGAAGCGUCAAUUUUUAUUUGAAAGUGCGAUUUUUUAUAUAAAAUUUAUUUAUACAGGGUGUCCUAAAAAUAUACCUACCAUCAAGUUACUUUUUCUUAAUGGAAGCUCUUGCCAUUUAUAAAAACUUCUUGCAUAUUGCUAUUUGGAUUUUUUUUCCUUCGUAAAUUCCUCGUGGCCUGUAGAGUUUACGUACAUGACAUGGUAGCUGAAUCAUACUUGAACAUGAACUAAAUGGAAAAUUUAAAAUUGAAAUUAAAAUGUAGUGGGUGCCUAAAAAUAGGUGCUUCCAUUUGAAAAAAAUAAGUUUAUGGCCUUUACUUAUUUUAGGACCAUCCUGUAUGUAUAACUUUGGCAAAAAAAAUUGCGUUUAAAAAUAAAAAUUGUGGGGUUAGAGCUUUUUUAAAAUACAGUAUGCUGAAUUUAUAAUUAAUUGAGAAAUUACUUCUGAGGUUCACUUUGUAUGUAAAAGCCCGAACUUGCAAAUUCGCCAAGUUGCUGCAUUUUCGACAUCGUUAUUAAUGAAACCGACUGCGCCCUUUUGCUUCAAUAAUUAUUCUGGUCACCAACUUACAUAAGAUCGAUGUAACUCAAUUUUUAAUGAAAAAAAUGUAAAACUUGCCACCGUCUGCCGACUAACUGAAUCUAAAGUCCAUUUCUGCUGAAAGCACUGCUAAUUCACAAAUCUAUAAAUAUAAUCGAUUUAGUUUCCCAUCUAGAUGUUGAAGCGUGACUGUUGCCUGUCUAUUCUGAAUGCGCCUUAAGUAGCUGAAGAACUCGUUUUGGGAACUCCCUGUAUGCAAAAACAUGUCAAUUGGAAAUUAAUACCGUUUGAUUUGUUUUGGAAAUUGUGUUGUUUCCACGAACGAAACGUCGAAAUAUAUAUGAAUUCUUCCGAAUUCCAUUAUUAUUGACAAAUAAUUUCGAAAUAUUUAGCUCAAAUUGCAGUCCGCGGCUUCUUUCCAUUAAGAAUUCAUAAUUGAUGUUAGUCGUUGAAAUUUAAAGAAUCUACGUUAGUCCGUUGGAGUGUUCAGAUUUGUAAAUUUUAAUCGAUCGAUAAUCGAAAUAAUCGACUAGUAGAACGAGUUUUGCCAUGAAUUAAACAGCUAGGUGAUGAGAUGUUUAGUGACCUCUGCAGGAAUAAUUCACCGAAUUUGGUUGAAAAUAAAUUUACCUUUUUAGGUCUCUCACAGAAAUUUGUCAGACAACUUUUAAAAACGAUUAAAAGCUGCAUUCAUGCCUAAGAGUGUGUCAACUUGAGCAGAAACACCUAAAAUUUUACAGAGAUCAGCGUUUCGUAAAAGAAACUUUUUGGACUAUACUUACUAGCUUAAAGCUUGCUGCCAUUUCUCUCAAAAACAGCUAGAGCUACGAUAAAAAUAUAAAAGACAAAAACGUUAUGGAAAAUUUAGGGCUGCAUCCAAAUGAUUGAUGAUCAAUAAUAUAGGAUCGUAAGUUUUAGCUGUAUAACAUUGAAUAAACACAUUGUCAAAAAAAACUAUAAAAGCUACAUGAAAAAGUCCGCAAAACAAUUGAAAACUGUGUAAUUACAAAAUCUCACAAAUAUUAAAUAUUUUUCUUAUUAAAAGUUACCGCGGGUUUGUAUGAGUGUUUAAGUUUGGUGAGCCCUGCUAAUGCAACCUGAGUCACCUCACUCUGUAAAUCCUAAAGGACCUACUUUUCGUAAACAAGAAAUAUAGUACGUUUUAAUAGAUGAAAAGUGAAAUUAAAUAAUCUUCAACAGCCGUUAUAUAAUAAAUAGAUUUACUUGCAUCAGGUCCAGACUUAUUGAAAUUGUAAUAUUCGAAAUGAAACGCAGAAAUCAACACUGGUAAAAAUCGCUGUAAAAUCGAAAUGAAAAUAUACAAACGCUUUAAUGUAAUACUACCUAUUUUUCAUCUUGUUCGAAAAGGCUGGAAUGACUCUUUGAUGCACAUUUCUAAAUUAUUCUACGCUAAAAUGAACUUACAAAUGCGUUAAUUCCUCAAAGAUUACAUCUCGAAUAGUAAUCGAAAAACUAUUACAUAUCAGUGCAUACAUAUCGUAUUAAAAGUAAUAAAAUGUUAUUGUUGUUAAUAACUUAAAAAUCUUUUUAGCUCUAUUUAGCCUAUAAGAUUCUACUUAAUAAUCUUUAUAUAAUUGUUAAAGAUAAUCGAAGAAAAUAUUUUCCACACCACCAUCAUUUAUAGCCAGAAACGUUUCAUCUGAAUCAUACAUACUUCACUCAGAAAGCAAUUUUACUGAUAGUAAUCUUACCAGUGAAAAAAAGCUAUUUUAUGAAAUAUUUACUGGAGUUAUCAUAGCCUUCAAAACUAAAAAACUUGUAGUUUGUCCAGGCAUGUUUGUUUAGUAAAAUAAAUUCGAAGCUGUUAGUUACAUUUUGUUGUAUGGAAUUUAGGUAGUUGUAUGAAUUUUUAAUGAAUGUUGAAGCACAAAAGUUAUAACUAAUACAUAUCUAGAGAACAUAUCAUUAUAUUGUUGUUGCGUCGCUACCUAUGAUAUUCCCUAUUCUCUGUUAUUGAUGUUAGUACCUUAGUAAAAUCAUAGUUAUCAUUAUUGGCCUAUAAAACAGAUGGUUGCAAUUCGUUAUAUAAAACCCUAAUUUUAGCACAUGCUUCUGUCAUAGAAAAAUACAUUCUCUAGAUACGGUACUAACAUUAAAUUCCUAUAAAUAAAUGUAUAGAGAAUAAAGUGUAAUCUAGGAUAAACAUCAUCUGAUCUUUGUCAAUCUACUCAGUAUAGACUGUCACCUUUUCAAGAUGUGAAACCUUUAGAUUUGCUGUAUAAAAAUAAUAUAUAAUAAUGUAAAAUAACGACUAGGCAAAUAAUUUAGGAAAUAGCCGGGUAUAUUAUUGUUGUAAAAUGGAGAUUAAACUAAAUUCAUAAAUGCAAA